Rotaria socialis is the source of this 744-nucleotide messenger RNA. Lineage: Eukaryota; Metazoa; Rotifera; Eurotatoria; Philodinida; Philodinidae. The record is from the annotation of a GenBank genome assembly.
AUGGGUCAAGGAAUGAGUGAAGCAGUACCUGGUGUCUAUGUCACAAGUGCACUUGUGGCUCGACAAGGCAAAAUACUUGAUGAAUUUGGUAUUACUCAUGUUAUUUCAAUUCAAGCAAAACCCAUCAGUCCAUUUAAGCAUCGUGAAUAUCUUCUAAUCCAAGCUAAAGACCAUAUAUCACAAGAUCUAUUACAAUUUACAGCACAAUGCAAUGAUUUUAUUCAUAAUGCGCGACUUAAUCAAGGCAAAGUGCUCAUUCAUUGUGUGGAAGGAAAAAGUCGAAGCCCAUCAAUUGCUUGUAUUUAUUUAAUGACUAUCACAGGAAUAUCAUGGUCAGAUGUGAUCAAUAGUCUUCGUGGUGUACGAACACUUGUUGAUCCUAAUUUUGCAUUUCAAAGACAACUGAAACAUUUUUAUGAUCAACAUAUGGUGAACGAACGUGAACGAUUAUUUUCAAAAUUUGGUUUAUUCAAUAUGAUCGAUAAAGAUAUUUCGUUUGUUAUGAAAAAUUUAGCGCUGUACAAUGAAGAACAACGACGUCGAUUAACAGGAGAUUUUAGUGAUGUAGACAAAAUAUAUUUACUAACCAAAAACAAUUCUACGGCUUUGCCUUUGGAUAACAUUGCUAAAACAGAGAAAGUUCAGGAAGCUAAUUCUGAUCUUAAUCAAUUUUUUCCAAAUUUAGAUUUACGUCCCAUGACACCCGAGUCUCAAAAUCUUCUCGAUGAAAUGUUUUCUUCUUAA